This is a messenger RNA of Henningerozyma blattae CBS 6284, 1203 nucleotides long. RefSeq names its product Paf1p (gene PAF1). Gene Ontology annotation, cellular component: Cdc73/Paf1 complex. Gene Ontology annotation, biological process: transcription elongation by RNA polymerase II. The record is from RefSeq and is a predicted model, not a curated record. Gene Ontology annotation, molecular function: RNA polymerase II complex binding; chromatin binding. Bases 1 to 1203 code for a protein of 400 amino acids. Lineage: Eukaryota; Fungi; Ascomycota; Saccharomycetes; Saccharomycetales; Saccharomycetaceae. The transcript has a single exon.
AUGUCCAGAAAACAAGAAUAUAUUGCCAAAUUAAAGUAUCGUAAUACUUUACCAGCUCCAUUAUUACCACCUAAAUUAAUGAAGUAUACAGAAAUUCCACAAGAACAAGUGGAUUCUCCAGAAAUAAUUUCUUCUCUUUAUACAAAAACGACUGUUUCUUCAUUAGUCAAUGUUGAUAAUGAUUUGGGUUUGCCACUGGAUUUAAUGAAAUUUCCAGGUUUAUUAGAUAAAAUGGAUACUAGAUUAUUAUUUGGAUAUGAAGGUAUCAAACUGGACCCAAAAGAUAGAGUUCUGCUUAGAGACCCAAGAAUGGAUAGAUUAACAAAGACUGAUAUUUCAAAAGUUAAUUUCUUGAGAAGAACUGAAUAUGUGUCGAGUGUAAUCACAUCUGGUAAUAAUACUAACACUAGUACUAAUUCAAAUGGCAUAAAUAAUAGAAAACGUGGUUAUCCUGGAAGAUCUAAUGAAGAUGAUUUAGAAAAUAUAUUAAACUCUUCACAAAUAACUGAAAGAGUUGAAAAUACGUUUAAUUCUAUUUCCAAAGAUUUAAAAACAUUGAAACAUCCUGUAAAAAAAAAUUUACAUGCUGUUAAGACAUGGUCGCUGUUACCGGAUACUGCAUCUAUGGACCAAAGUUAUUUCACUCUAAGAUUAACAGGUAGUGCAUUGUUGGACCCAAAGGAGAAAAUAACUUUAAACUUAUCCACUGCAUUAUUCAGACCAGUGGAACUGGAAGAAGAUGAAUGGAUUUCAAUGUACACAACUGAUAAGGAAGGAUCUAAUAUAUUGGAGAAUGAAGUAGAAAAGAAGAUCGAUGAAACAUUAAAUAAAGAAAAUUCAGAAGAAGAUAGAAUUUACAAGUUUAAAAGACUAAGAGACUUUGAUAUGAGACAAGUACCAAAUACCACUAACAGUGGGUCCUUUGGAGAACUAGCGUUGAUAUUUAAUGAUGAAGAUAAUAUCGCAUAUUACAAACCACUACGUUCAAGAAUCGAAUUGAAACGUAGACGUGUCAAUGACGUUUUAAGGCCAAUUGUUAGAGAAAAUAAUAUUGAUCAAAUAAAUAUUUCUUUAAGAAACCCAACUACACAAGAAGCUAAUUCAAGGGAUAAUUUAAGGACUAGAUUUGAUCCAAUUAAUUUCCCAAGUGUAGAUGAAGAAUUUGACAAUAAUGAUGAUAAUAACAAUAUAAAUGACGAAUAA